UAGUCUGUAAACCUAUUUUCUGAUUCACACUCCGGAGCAGAAGGUGGCGGUAAUGCACCAAUACGCUGGAUGCCAACCGCCGUAAAAAUAUAAGAAGAACACCAAUGCAAGCCGUUAAAACCUAAAGAAGGAUGUUUUGAUUCAAUACAGUAGAAAGUAGAAGAUACAGAACAGACGCUGUUCUUUUUUUAGUCUUUAAUAACUACAUUACAUAACGUUAAUUAGAUUAUAAUAGGAUAUAGCAAUGACGCUUGAGAUGAAGGUCUUGAAAGGUGGUGUAUAAUGCUGAUGUUGUUGGAUAGUGCCAAAGAUUGCAGUGAUAUGAACAGAUGAUAUAUAUGAGAAGCACAGAAAUAGCUUCACAUCUUACUAGCCCUCCCUCUGCAAAGGUGUUUGAGCUACUGCAGCAAAUAGGAUGGUGGUAGAGGUGGAGAGUUUCUAUGGUGUGUAUAUGCUGUACUGUACUAACCCGAAAUUCAAGGGUCGAAUAUAUAUUGGCUUCACUGUGAACCCAGAGCGCCGUAUAGGUCAACACAACGCUGGACGACACCGAGGAGGAGCCAAGAGAACAAGUGGCAGGGGACCAUGGGAGAUGGUUCUUAUCAUUCAUGGCUUUCCAUCUGAUAUUGCAGCUCUUCGGUUUGAGUGGGCUUGGCAACAUCCACACAUUUCUCGUCGACUGUCCCAUGUUGCCCGGCGCAGCCGUAAAGAGUCCAGUUUGCAAUUCCACUGGCGUGUGGUGUCAAACAUGCUGCGAGUGGCGCCGUGGAGUCGACUUCCCCUCACUGUGCGCUGGUUAAAGCAGGAGUACCGAAUGGACUUUGCUCCUGAACUGCAGCCUCCUCUGCACAUUCCUCUAACAUUUGGCUGUGUUCGUGCUAAGACAAAACCCCAGCAGGAGUGCAAGGAACAAGAUGAGAGACAGGUGGAGCGGUGUGUGUUAUGUGGGGUGUUUGUUAAGGCUAUGGGUAGACUAUCUUGUUUCCACCCUUCCUGUCAAAUGGUUAGUCAUCUGAUUUGCCUGGCUAAACACUUUCUGAAAGCAGACCCUUCCCACCUACUUCCUGUGGAGGGAAAGUGUCCUGGCUGUCAUCACUCGGUGCUGUGGGGGAGUUUGAUACGCCAUAAAAAUGGCUGUUAUGGUGAUUUGGAAGAAAUUUCCUCAUCCUCAUCUCAGGUUGACAUUGAUAUGAUUUCUCCUAUGUUGUAUCAUAAUUUAUUAUGUGUUGCCAAUAAAUUCUACAAUUUUAAUUCAUUUAAAUCUUAACAUGUAUUUAACCAGAUAGUUAUUAGAGGAUUUUUAUAUUUCACAAAGAUGUCAUAUA
This is a messenger RNA of Sinocyclocheilus rhinocerous, 1325 nucleotides long. It is a transcript of the gene slx1b, whose product is annotated as SLX1 homolog B, structure-specific endonuclease subunit. Lineage: Eukaryota; Metazoa; Chordata; Actinopteri; Cypriniformes; Cyprinidae. The transcript has 4 exons. Gene Ontology annotation, molecular function: crossover junction DNA endonuclease activity; 5'-flap endonuclease activity. The record is from RefSeq and is a predicted model, not a curated record. The coding region runs from base 416 to 1267 and encodes 283 amino acids. Gene Ontology annotation, biological process: double-strand break repair via homologous recombination. Gene Ontology annotation, cellular component: Slx1-Slx4 complex.